Messenger RNA from Alternaria viburni, 1578 nucleotides. RefSeq lists its product as uncharacterized. Lineage: Eukaryota; Fungi; Ascomycota; Dothideomycetes; Pleosporales; Pleosporaceae. The transcript has 3 exons. The coding region runs from base 1 to 1578 and encodes 525 amino acids. The record is from RefSeq and is a predicted model, not a curated record.
AUGGCAUCCAAGAAAUUCGCCUUCUGGAACGGUUUCCCGUUCAUGACCGCCCCACGAACAAACUACUACUCCGCGCAGUUACAGUCGUCUCUGUUCCGUCUGCCACGCGAAGUUCGAGAUGUCAUCUACGCAUACUAUGUUACUGGAGACGAUGGUUACCAUUACGACAGUGGAACUGGCAAGAUGCUCUAUACAACUGAGCCAAGGCAAACAGUUCGCCUCGGUCUAACCAUCACUUGUCGAAUUGCCUAUGAAGAGCUGAAGCACAUGGUGUUUGAUCUGCUACAACACGAGGACUUCCUUGAUCUCUACACUCGCUAUCCAUCGGUCAAAGCUUGGUUCAGAGAGCCUUUGCAACGGUCAGUGGCAGAGCAGGCCGAUCUCCUGCUUGCUUCUGAAGGCCCUGGCGACGAAGGCGAAUUAGCUGCUGGCGCAUUCGACAGGGCUCUUCAAUAUGCACUACUGUGUGCAAGAAAGCGUAACGGUCCUGAGUUUGCGAGGCUUGCUGGCGAGACAUUUGGUGCGGGACUGUGUCCCAUCGAUAGGCUCCCGGGUGAAUCGCAAAUGAAUAAGUUCGUCGAAGGCGCAUUGUACGAUGUGUAUUCUUGGGAGCCCGAGCCAUGGGCAAUGCCGGACGAUGACGAGCUGGCAAAGCUCGAAUCCCUGAUCUGCCUUCCCAGCGACACCGACACUGAUCUUCCCAUGACCGACGAGGGCAUCUUCUACUUUCCGGGUAUGGAUACCCACAUGAUAGCAGCUGCGGAACGAUGGUUCUUCUCUGCGGCAUCGAUCGCAAUUGACUUUUUACGGCAGAUGUCACCACAACGAAGGUGUAACUUGCGCAACCUCAUACUGAACGAAAACUUCAAAUCGGUGUCUCGGCCUGAACUCCAUGCACGCGGCCUAAUUCCUUUCUGUCUUGAGAACCCAAACCUUCACAUAGAAAGGCGCAUCGACUUGUUCAACAACUUACUUCCGGAAGGCUUCAUAUGGUUCGAUACAUUCGAUCCCAAUCACGAAUUCGACUGGCUGAGACCUACGGAAUGUUUUUGGGUACUGAUUCCUUGGAUCGAAGAGGCGUAUAACCUUUUGUCAUGCGGGAUGCCAUUCCACUCCUUCAGCUUAGUCAUCGAUGGCUCGACCAGAGAGAUCUCCGAGAUCUGGAAACUGAUCAAGUACGCUGCGGCUACACAGGAGGCGCGACUCGAGCAAUAUCGGCUUCUGAAAGAGGACCCACCUCCUAGGUCACAUUCGCUGGAUUACUAUUUCUGGUCGGCUCUCCCCACCAACUUUGCAAAGAUGAUCCGCGAGAUAGUAGAAGGCUCGUCAGUCGUCAAGUUUGAAGGGGACGUAGGUGAGCCUUGGGAUUCAGAUGCGUUUUUGUUCGAACGCAAAGAUUGGAGCGACGAGCAGUGGGACCAAGAUUGGAUCGAUAAUAUCGUUUGCUACGGGAUUUCCUCGAAUCGAUUCCGGCAGGCGGCAAACAGGUAUGCUAUCAAGCCAUAUGCGUUAAGGACGACACGUCGUUUCGUCAGACACGGAGAAGGCGACCCGAACGAUGCACAAUCAGGUGUGUGA